AUGUACGCUGGAGGUGGAGCGAACGAAGGGGACCAUCAUGGUGGUGGCAAUGCGCCAUUCUCGAGCGCUGCGACGGAAGCCAAUGAUUUGGAUGCAUUGGUCUUUGAAUUUGGUACAUCAAGAUGUAAACUUGGCUAUGCAGGCGAGGAUUUUCCGCGUGUAUUUGAGCAUCCUAUGCCCCUCGAAGACCUGCAGGAUGAUCAGGAUUUAGGCCGACGAGUCAGUCGUAGGUCGGCGCAGGUCGAGAGUGAUCCUGAAAAAAUGGCCCAAUGGCUUUUUGAUGCCAGUUGUGGACAGUUGCAGACGAGACUGAGUGAACAUCCGCUUCUAUUGGUGGAAAGACCAUUUACUUUACCCGAAGAGAUCACAGGAGAUAUAGGACAGGAUCAGGAUGAACAGGAUGUCUCAAGUGGUACCAAUAAAUCAGAGAUCAAGACAAAAGUUCAGGCCCAUAGCAGCAUGAAGAAACGGGACUUUAAAGCUCGAGAACAGAUGGUGGAAGUAAUUAUGGAAGAGCUUGGUGUUCCUGCUCUUUUUGCUGCAAAAAGUGCGGUCCUAGCUUGUUAUGCUAAUGCUAGGACCAGUGGCCUAGUAGUGGAAAUGGGCGCGACAUAUACUAGUGUCACGUCAGUACAUGAAGGUUAUGCUUUUGCAUUUCCAAAGAGUCAAGUGGCGUUAUUUGGUGGUCAUGAUUUGGACGCUUUCUUGAGACUCAAAUUGGCUCCGCAGAUUGUCAAGAAUCUAGAAGAGAAAGCACUAUUAACGUCCAUGGAUAUGGAAAUUGCCAAGAGGAAGAAACAGACAUGGUUCUAUGUCGUCGAAGCUAAAGAAAGUGGACUUUGUCGUGCAGCUGACGGACCUUUUGACGAAGCGCAGAAUGCACAGUUGCCACUGAUUAAUUAUGAGCUGCCUGAUAAAACCAUUGUCUCAAUGGGUACUGAGCGGUUUAGUGUGGCGGAGCAUUAUUUCUUGAAAGAAAUAGUGCCGACUGCUACGAAUAGCGCGACGGCCAGUAUUGAUACCAAAAGCUCCAAAGCGGAUGGUCAUGGUAUGCGACUCCCGGAGAUGAUCUGUGAGACGGGAGGACUUACGACAGAGACGGAGUUACGUAAAGAGCUUUUCCAGAACAUUGUACUGACAGGGGGCAGCUCGUGCUUUGAGAAUAUGCCAACCCGAAUUGAACGUGAAGUGGUGACGAGAUUGAGCGGCAUGCCGUUAUCCUUGACAGGAUCGGGGAACAACGGUGUAUCGAGCGGUUUCCCCAACAGUUUGCGCGUGAAGGUAGUUGCUGCGCAUCAACAGGAACGUCGUGUGGGUGCUUUCCUUGGUGGUUCGAUUCUCGCGUCGUUGGGAUCGUUUCAUGAGAUGUGGAUGUCGAAAGCAGAAUACGCAGAGCAUGGUGCCGCUCUCAUUCACAAGAAAUGUCCAUAA
Messenger RNA from Peronospora farinosa, 1431 nucleotides. Lineage: Eukaryota; Oomycota; Peronosporomycetes; Peronosporales; Peronosporaceae. The record is from the annotation of a GenBank genome assembly.